This is a messenger RNA of Trichomycterus rosablanca, 1430 nucleotides long. RefSeq names its product BICD family like cargo adaptor 2 (gene bicdl2). Lineage: Eukaryota; Metazoa; Chordata; Actinopteri; Siluriformes; Trichomycteridae. The coding region runs from base 1 to 1326 and encodes 441 amino acids. The record is from RefSeq and is a predicted model, not a curated record. Gene Ontology annotation, biological process: Golgi to secretory granule transport; vesicle transport along microtubule. The transcript is spliced from 9 exons.
AUGAUCUCGACACGGAAAGAGAGCAUAACCUCUCCCAGCCUAGAGGACUCGUUCUUCCCCUUCUCCUCGUCGACCCCGUCCUCCAGGCGUCGCAUCAUGUGUAGAACGGACGACCUGGUGGAGUCACCCGAGGUUGACAGCAGCCCCAGCAUGCUGGAGAAGGACCUGAUCUUGGCUGCUGAGGUGGGCCAGGCUCUUCUGGAAAGGAAUGAGGAACUGGAGGCUCAGAUGGAGCAGAUGAGGAGAGACGUGGAGGCCUUGCAGCAGGAGAAGCACAUCCUUCAGAGGCGGCUGGAGGUAAAAGAACUGGAGGCGGGGCAGCGGGAGGCGGAGCUACAGGCUGACAUCACCCUGUUACGUAAGCAGCUGGACCAGAACCACCACCAGGGUCGUGACCGUCGUCGGGAAGAGAACGAACAGCUGACGCAACUCUCCAGCCACAACCAGAAGCUAGUGGAGCAGUUAGCGGAGGCGGUAACUUUAGAGCACUCUCUACGUCUGGAGCUGAGAGCCCUUCAAGAGGAGAUGGAGGACACCAGUUUCACCCGGUCUAUAAGCUCGGCUCGGCUCGACAGCCUUCAGGCAGAGAAUCGGGUCCUACAAGAGCGCUGCUCCAACAUGGACCAGCGGCUGAACUCGGCGCAGGACGACAACGACAAACUGCGCGUGGAGAGAGACCGACUGAGAGAGAGAGCCGCUGAGCUCCAAGAUGUUGUCAAAGAAAAGGAAAACGAGCUGGAUCAGCAGCAAAGUGAGUCGUUUCAGUUGCGCACCAUGAACCACAACCUUCAGCAAAAGGUCCAGGCUCUGGGGGAGGAGGCCAGUCUCGGGGAGACCACGAGCUUCCCCCUGUCGCUCCAGAACGAACUCCAGCAGUCCCAGGCCAAAGAAAGCAUCCUCGCCCAUUCUGCUGUCCUGCAAGACAGAGAGGAAGAAGUCCAGAGGCUAAAAGAAGAGCUGGAGACCAGCAAGGCUGAACUGGAAGCCCUGAGAGAGGAACUGAUGCCAUUCCGCGACACUCCUAACAAGCCAACAUACAGCGCUUUAGAAGAGGAGAUUAUUUCGGUGCGGCAGGAACGUGAUAUGCUCAACCAGCAGCUCCUCAACACCAUCAGACACAAGGUGGCGCUCCGCCAGGAGGUCGAAUCAUGGCAGGAGGACAUGCGGCUGGUGAUAUCUCAGCAGGUGAAGCUACAAGUCCGAGAGAAGGAAACCGAGCAGGCCGGAUCGCCUCUGCAGAGGAGCGGCCGCACCAGCAGAUCAUUCCGGUUACCCAGAGAAGACGGCAAGAAGAGCUUCUUCUCCUCUCUGUUCGGUGGGGAAUGAAAGACCAACUGAAAAGGACCUGAAAGAACUGCGGAAAUUAUUUUAUUACUAGGUGUAAAUGUCCAGAUGUGUAAAUAUGAUUGUGUAAACUAAACGUGUUGAAU